Messenger RNA from Dufourea novaeangliae, 1269 nucleotides. It is a transcript of the gene Adat1, whose product is annotated as tRNA-specific adenosine deaminase 1. Gene Ontology annotation, molecular function: adenosine deaminase activity; RNA binding. Bases 1 to 1224 code for a protein of 407 amino acids. NCBI's taxonomy places the organism in Eukaryota, Metazoa, Arthropoda, Insecta, Hymenoptera, Halictidae. Gene Ontology annotation, biological process: RNA processing. The transcript is spliced from 3 exons. The record is from RefSeq and is a predicted model, not a curated record.
AUGGAAGAUUUUGCAGAUAUAGUUGCAAAACUUUGUAUAGAAAAAUACAUGAGGCUUAGUAAAAAUGGUAAACCAUCGGAGAAAGAAUGGACUGUACUAUCUGGUAUAGUAUUAAAGAAACACGAUGAUUCACUAUCUUUAGUAGCUCUUGCAACUGGGACAAAGUGUUUGGGAGAACUGGAUCUAAUAAAUACAGAAAUGUACGAAGAAGGUUGUAGAUUAAAUGAUUCUCAUGCCGAGGUCCUAGCCAGACGUGCCUUUUUAAGAUACUUGUAUGAAGAGAUUGAUUUAUUGUUCUGCAGUGCUAGGAGCAACAUUUUCACUUUAAAUGAAAAGAAACAAAUUAGUCUACAUAACGGAGUAUCAUUCCAUUUUUUUACAAGUCAGACACCUUGCGGAGAUUGUUCUAUAUUUCGAAAGGACGAAUUUCAUGAACAUGAUGCACCACCAAAUAAAAUUAAAAAAUACGAUUGCAAUGAUACUGGAGACGUAAUUGUAGAAUAUAGUAAGAAUAAACAAGAGGAACAAAACAUCAAAGAUAUACAUAGAACUGGUGCAAAAUGUAUUAAAACUGAUAGGUACCAAGACUCUCAUCUACCUGGAGUAAAUUAUCACGUGACUGGACCACUACGAACUAAACCAGGGAGAGGUAAUCCUACUCUUAGCUUAUCUUGUUCAGACAAAAUGGCAAAGUGGAACAUCCUUGGAUUACAAGGUGCGCUUUUAUCAAUGUUAAUACCGCCAAUAAAAAUGGAAACUGUCGUAGUUGGCGGUGGAUGUCCUUUUUCAUUAGAAGCGAUGAACCGUGGAUUGUACAAACGGUUUAAUAAAAAUAUGUACAAAUUAAAAGUCAUGCAAGCUCAAGUAUCCUUCAAACAACAAAAAAGUCAUAACAAAAAACAUCCAUGUCCAUCAAGUAUCAUAUGGUCUGCUGUGAGACAUCGUGAUACCGAGGUAGCAGUUGAAGGUAGAAAACAAGGAGCUACUAAAAGAAAAAAAGGUAGCAAUUUACGUAUAACAAGGCGAGCUCUUUUUGAAGUGUUUUUAAAGACUUGCGAUAAGUAUCAACAUUCUGACUGUAAUAUAAGACACCCGAAAAAGAUUACUUAUUUAGACUGCAAAAAAUGGUCUAAGAGUUACCAAAAUUUAUGGAAUACAUUGAAAUCGGAAUCUUUUCAUGCCUGGAAUUCCAAACCAACCAGCCUACAAACGUUUGUAUUAUGAAUCUUUGAAUACUUUCAACAUAUUUUUUGUAAAUAGUUUUUCAAA